This is a messenger RNA of Trichoplax adhaerens, 651 nucleotides long. RefSeq lists its product as uncharacterized. Gene Ontology annotation, cellular component: ESCRT I complex. NCBI's taxonomy places the organism in Eukaryota, Metazoa, Placozoa, Uniplacotomia, Trichoplacea, Trichoplacidae. Gene Ontology annotation, molecular function: protein-containing complex binding. The transcript has 3 exons. The record is from RefSeq and is a predicted model, not a curated record. Gene Ontology annotation, biological process: protein transport to vacuole involved in ubiquitin-dependent protein catabolic process via the multivesicular body sorting pathway. Bases 1 to 651 code for a protein of 216 amino acids.
AUGAGCCAUAGUGCUAGUAGUGGCAGUAUUCGCUCGGAACUACUUGAAGAAGUUAAAUUGUACAAGAAUGCUCGAGAACGCGAAAAAUAUGAUAAUAUGGCUGAAUUAUAUGCUGUUAUUAAUACAUUGCAAUGCUUGGAAAAAGCGUACAUUAAGGAUGCCGUCCCUCCAAAAGAAUAUACUAGUGCAUGCUCGAAAUUACUAGUGCAAUAUAAGGCAGCUUUUAAACAAGUUCAAGGCGAUGAAUUUGCUACUGUGGAAGCAUUUAUGAGACAGUAUAAGUUAGACUGUCCAGCGGCCUACGAAAGAAUCAAGGAAGGAAGACCCAUCACUAUUAAAGAUGAUAAGGGAAAUACCAGCAAAUGUAUUGCUGAUACUGUUUCUCUAUUUAUUACCAUCAUGGAUAAACUGAGAUUGGAAAUUCGAGCUACCGAUGAGUUACAGCCUGACUUGCGAGAGCUACUAGAAACUAUGAAUAGGCUUAGCACAUUACCUUCCGAUUUCGAAGGCAAAGACAAAGUCCUACAAUGGCUUACCACACUAUCAAGUAUGAAGGCGAGUGAUGAGUUAACGGAUGAGCAAGCAAGGCAAAUGAUAUUUGAUUUAGAAACCGUAUAUAAUGCAUUUAAUCGCUUGCUUGCUAGUUCCUAG